AUGGGGUCUCCGGACCUCCGACUUGAGCAUCCCGAUGUCAGCAUUUGGCAAGCCGCGGCCAAGGGUGACCUUGACACCUUGCGAUAUUAUAUUGAUCACAACGAAACGGAUCUGGCCGUCUUACUGAACACGCGUGAUCCGGAAACCGAAUGUACACUGCUUCAUCUUGUGAUAUCGUCUGUUUCUGAUCCUUACCCAAUGCUGCGCUUAUUACUUGAGCACGGCGCGGAACCUAUUGCAAGAAACGUAUACAAUGUGUAUCCGAUUCAACUAUUAUCGCUUCAUUGCAGCGAUCCGCUACCCUCCAUGAAAUUGCUGUUGGAAUAUGAGGCCGAUCCAAAUGCGCGUGACGGGGACGGAUGGACGCCCUUGCAUUAUGCGGCACGAUUCUGUCGCGAUCCUCAACCUGUCAUGCAAUUGCUGGUACAACACGGCGCGGAUAUAAAUGCCAAAGAUGCCAGUCAACGAUCACCGAUAUUUCUGCUUUUGGCCAAUGGAGAUCAUGCAACCGCAUUGAAUUGGUUGGUCCACGACGCGAAA
This is a messenger RNA of Radiomyces spectabilis, 540 nucleotides long. RefSeq names its product ankyrin repeat-containing domain protein. The record is from RefSeq and is a predicted model, not a curated record. The annotation marks the transcript as partial. The transcript has a single exon. NCBI's taxonomy places the organism in Eukaryota, Fungi, Mucoromycota, Mucoromycetes, Mucorales, Radiomycetaceae. Gene Ontology annotation, molecular function: protein binding.